Molecule: messenger RNA, 508 nt
Organism: Nannospalax galili (Upper Galilee mountains blind mole rat)
Lineage: Eukaryota; Metazoa; Chordata; Mammalia; Rodentia; Spalacidae
Product: gamma-crystallin B-like
Exons: 1
Biological process (GO): visual perception; lens development in camera-type eye
Molecular function (GO): structural constituent of eye lens
Source: RefSeq, a predicted model, not a curated record
CUCCUAUUUGGUCUCAUUUGCUUUCCCUUUCCUAUCCCCCCCCCCCAGCACUCUGGCACUUACAGAAUGAGGAUCUAUGAGAGAGAUGACUUCAGAGGACAAAUGUCAGAGAUCACAGACGACUGUCUCUCUCUUCAGGAUCGCUUCCACCUCAAUGAAAUCCACUCCCUCAAUGUGAUGGAGGGCUGCUGGGUUCUCUAUGAGAAGCCUAGUUACAGGGGCCAGCAGUACCUGCUGAGGCCAGGGGAGUACAGGAGAUACCUUGACUGGGGAGCUACAAAUGCCAAAGUUGGUUCUUUUAGACGAGCCAUGGAUUUUUACUGACGCAUUUACACUGUCCAUUUUUCUCCUUUAGAAUCUAAUAAAAUAAUGUAGCUUGUGAUUCCGGCACUAAGAGAAUCUCACUUUUCUUUCAAUCUAGUAAGCAUUCCUAAGCAAUAAUGGUACUAAGCCAAAUAUAAUACGUUUUCAAGAUGGGGAACAACCUCCUACAAGGAGAACAAUGUUG